CAUAGUUUACUGAUAUAUAUUCACCACAUACAACAGAUAAAGCAUAACUCAACUGUUCUUAUACUCAAUUAUAUUUAAUUGCACACGCUAAUUACAAUGUUCUGCAAAUACCCAAGCAUUCAGGGCAAUCACUGCUAUGGCGGCUUUAACUAUGAGAAUUUUCUGCGAGUUCGAUUUUAGCAACGCCGAGCUGAAAAGGAGGGGCUGGGAGCCACCGACGCCCAUUACCACUGGCACCACUGUGGUGGGUUUACAUUUCAGUGGGGGCGUCAUGAUUGGCACGGAUACGAGGGCAACACGCUUGAAUAUGAUUAGCUCGAAUACUUCCCUAAAGAUUCGUCGGCUGCACAGCAAUAUUUACUGUGGGGGCAGUGGCUAUGCCAGCGAUCUGGUCAAUUUGACCCGCCUGCUGGAAUUACAGAUGGAAAUGCAUUAUAAGAGCACCAAUAAAAGAAGGGUGCCCGUCGUCUGUGCCAAGCAGCUGACCAAGGCACUGCUGAUGCGCUACAUGGGCCGCAUGAUGAUUAGCUUUGUGCUGGGUGGCGUGGAUAGAAGUGGUGUACACCUGUACAGUGUGCACUUCGAUGGCACCACCGAGAUGUGUCUGUACAACUCGAUUGGCACCGGUCAGUAUGGCGCUAUGGGCAUCCUGGAGGAUCGCUGGAAGCUUGGCUUGAGCGAAGAUGAAGCACGCGAACUGAUUGUCGAUGCGGUCAGUGCCGGGAUUAACAAUGAUCUGAUUUCUGGCUCUAGCGUAGAUCUCGUUGUCAUACGAAACGAUUUCAGCGUGGAAAAAUGCAAUGAGAUAAUCCAUACACCCUUAAGACCAGAUCCUUUUCCAGUAUUGACCCAAAAAAUUGACUACAAAAAAUUACUGAAUGAAGUUCAGAUUUUGGAGGAAAGUAUAAUGGAAUUAAAUCAAGUAGUUCCAAAACCAAUUGGGAGGAAACGUGUCAAGAAACCCGUCAGACGAGAUGAAGUGCGUACCACACUAGGAUGCAUACUAAUGAAUCGCAAGCGUAGCGCAGAUUUCGAUAAAGACGAGCCGCCCAAAAAGAAAAGAAAAACUUGGAUUGACGCUUAGUUCACAGGCAACUAAAACGCUCGAACUUAACUGAAUAAAAGUUGUUAAGCAGA
Molecule: messenger RNA, 1137 nt
Organism: Drosophila hydei
Lineage: Eukaryota; Metazoa; Arthropoda; Insecta; Diptera; Drosophilidae
Product: proteasome subunit beta type-2-like
Exons: 3
Coding region: 137-1084 (315 amino acids)
Cellular component (GO): proteasome core complex
Molecular function (GO): threonine-type endopeptidase activity
Source: RefSeq, a predicted model, not a curated record